UGAAUUACCAAACAACAUGCUACCCGUUUUGGAAUAUGAGACCACAUUUGAGGUGGAAGCCUUGAACGAGGUGGAUCAUCAAGAGGAGAAGGGGGUUUUCAUAACAUGGGAGGAUCUAUGGGUGACAGUCUCAGAUGGCAAGAAUGGAAGGAAAGCAAUACUUCAGGGCCUAAAAGGUUAUGCCAAACCAGGGCAACUCUUGGCUAUAAUGGGUCCUUCUGGUUGUGGAAAGUCUACUCUUCUUGAUGCCUUAGCAGGGAGAUUAGGUUCAAAGUCAAAGCAGACUGGGAUGAUCCUAAUCAAUGGCCGCAAACAAGCACUGGCAUAUGGAACAUCUGCAUAUGUCACAGAAGAUGAUACUAUCUUGACAACACUGACAGUUGGAGAAGCUGUAUACUACUCAGCCCAGCUCCAAUUACCAGAUUCCAUGUCCAAAUCAGAGAAGAAGGAGAGAGCAGAGUUCACAAUAAGAGAAAUGGGCCUGCAAGAUGCCAUCAACACAAGAAUUGGAGGGUGGGGAUCUAAGGGAAUUAGUGGUGGACAAAAGAGGAGAGUUAGCAUUUGCAUUGAGAUCUUAACACAUCCAAGACUCUUGUUUCUUGAUGAACCAACAAGUGGACUUGAUAGUGCAGCCUCUUAUUAUGUUAUGAGUAGAAUUGCAAGCUUAAAUAAAAAAAAUGGAAUUCAAAUGACUAUUAUUGCAUCAAUCCAUCAACCAAGUAAUGAAAUCUUUCAGCUUUUCAACAAUCUCUGUCUCCUCUCUUCUGGUAAAACAGUCUACUUCGGACCUGUCUCAGCUGCCAAUAAGUUUUUCUCAUCAAAUGGUUUUCCUUGCCCAAGUCUCCAGAAUCCUCCUGAUCACUUUGUAAAAAUUAUUAACAAGGAUUUUGAACAGGAGGAGGAUCCUGAGAAAGGAUUAGCUAGAGGGCUAACCACAGAAGAAGCAAUUCAUAUACUUGUUGAAUCAUAUGAUUCAUCUGAAAUUAGUCACCAAGUUCAUAAAGAAAUAGCUCAAAUGAAUAAAAGGGACUCAGAUGCAAUGGAGAAGAAAAGUCAUGCUGAUUUUUUAACACAGUGCAUGGUCCUUACUAGGAGAUCUUUUGUGAACAUGUAUCGUGAAGUAGGCUACCACUGGUUGCGCCUACUUAUCUAUGGUGCUCUGGCUUUAAGUCUUGGUACCAUGUUUUUUGACAUUGGCUCAAGCAGUGAAUCAAUUCAGGCCAGAGCUUCACUGCUUGUGUUUGUUGUUACAUUCCUUACCUUCAUUACUGUUGGUGCAUUCCCUUCUUUUGUGGAAGAUAUGAAGGUGUUUGAAAGAGAAAGACUGAAUGGACAUUAUGGGGUAACUGCAUACACCAUUGGCAACACAUUAUCUUCAGUUCCAUUCUUGCUAUUGAUGUCACUCAUCCCUGGAGCAGUGGUUUAUUACUUGGUUGGACUUCACCAAGGACACCAAGAAUUCAUCUACUUUACAUCUGUACUCUUUGUUUCUGUCUUUUUGGUUGAGGGUCUCAUGAUGAUUGUUGCAAGCAUUGUCCCCAAUUUCCUGCUAGGCAUAAUCUUCGGCACCGGAAUAUUGGGAGUGAUGAUGUUGGAUGGUGGAUUCUAUAGGCUUCCAAGCGAUAUCCCUAAACCGUUUUGGAGAUACCCUUUGCAUUACAUUUCAUUCCACAAGUAUGCAUACCAAGGAUUGUUCAAGAACGAGUUUCAAGGCCUAACAUUCACCGGCAAUAAUCAAGAUGGAGGAGAUAUGAUAAACAUUAGUGGGGAAGAGAUACUUAGAAACUUGUGGCAAGUGGAAAUUGGUUACUCAAAAUGGAAUGAUGUUGCUAUAUUGAUAGGAAUGGCAGUGACAUACAGAUUGUUGUUCUUGGUGAUCAUCAAGAGCUUUGAGAAAGUGAAGCCUAUUACUGUGACAGCAAUGAAUAAUUGCCCGCAAGCAAAGUUCAGGUUCACUAAGGUGACUAGACUAGGAGCAAUGGCAUGAUUCAUUUGCUUGCUUGCCUUGCAGAACCAUAAUAAUAUAUAAUAUAAUCAUAUAUUUGCUUAGUAUAUUAAUGUGUGA
This is a messenger RNA of Arachis stenosperma, 2065 nucleotides long. RefSeq names its product ABC transporter G family member 1-like. The record is from RefSeq and is a predicted model, not a curated record. Lineage: Eukaryota; Viridiplantae; Streptophyta; Magnoliopsida; Fabales; Fabaceae. Gene Ontology annotation, molecular function: ATP hydrolysis activity; ABC-type transporter activity; ATP binding. The transcript has 8 exons. Gene Ontology annotation, cellular component: membrane. The coding region runs from base 17 to 1987 and encodes 656 amino acids.